AUGAGCGCGUUCGGCCAGAAUACGUCCGGUACGAGUGGGACUGCGUCCUCUACAGGCAGCGGCCUUUUCGGGAAUACUGCAAGCGGUGGAACUGGAGGAGCCCCGACGAAGCCCGCUGGCAGUAUCUUUGGCAACUUGGGCUCUAGCACUAGCGGAGGAUUGUUUUCUACGGGCACCGGAGGCAAUACGACUAGCAGUAGUCCUGCACCUCCAGCUGGAGGCAGUCUAUUUGGGAACUCUUCGACUACCGCGAACUCCUCAUCACCGGCUCCAGGUGGAGGCCUCUUCGGAAACAGUAGCAGUACUCCGAAGCCUACUACUGGCGGCGGCUUGUUUGGCAACACAACCACCUCGAGCGGUCCAUCCGCUGCGGGAGGCCUAUUUGGCAGCACCUCAAGCUCGACUCCUCUCGCCACCGCAGGAGGCUCAUCAGCGACAACCAAUAAUUCCACGUCAGCUCCUGGCAGCGGACUAUUCGGUGGCACCUCUGGAUCCUCUGUGACAAAUCCAUUGUUCGGUGGCCUCGGUAGUUCCAGUUCCACGCCUUCAACUCAGACGCAAGGCACGCCGAAUCUGUUCGGUGGUGCACCUAAGCCUGCAGAGCAGAGCGCGAAUUCCGCAACCCAGCCCGCGACGACCAGCCUCUUCGGAAACGCUCCCUCAACAACGACUUCCUCAACGUUGCCGGGAGGAAGUUUGUUUGGGCACAAACCUGCGGAUAGCUUGAACACGGCUAGUACCCCAGCUGCCGGUACUGCUGCUCCUGGCGGUGGCCUACUUGGCGGUAGCCUAUUUGGGAAAAAACCCGAUACUCCUGCAACUGGCACCACCACAACCACAUCCAGUACGACAGCGGCCCCUUCCCUGUUUUCCGGACUUGGUAGUAAAGAUACUACGUCGGGAAAGAGCGAUACCCCUGCCAGUGCGUUUAGCAGGUCAUUCCCUUCCUCAUCGGGUGGACUCUUCGGAACUCCUGCAGCUAGUAAGGACAAGCCGGAAGAGAAAAAGGAUGCGCCUGCAGCUGGCUCGUCAAUUAACAUCUUCGGCACUGCUGCAAAGGACACCUCCGGCGAGAAAAAGGAACUCGGUUCCGCGCUUACCACUAGUGCCUUGGGUCCUCCUUCUACCUCUAACUCUACAUCCAUCGCCGUCCCUCCACCUUCCAUGCUUCGAGGGAAGACGAUAGAAGAGAUCGUUAACCGGUGGUCCUCGGAACUUGAAGGUCAUGUACGCGAAUUCCACAAGUUCGCUGGCGAGGUAGCUGCCUGGGAUCGUGCAUUGAUCGACAAUGGCAAUAGCCUUGCCGCACUAUUCUCGCAUGUUCUUGCCGCUGAGCGUGAGCAGACAAAUAUUGAUCAAGCGCUCGACCAUAUAGAGCAGCAGCAGAAGGACUUGUCUGCGGCUCUAGACUCGUAUGAGAAGGCCACGGAAGAUAUUCUCGGCGGCGACAACGGUAGCUUGCGGGUCUUAGAUACAGGCCCGGCGGACUCUGAGCGGGACAAGAACUACGUGCUCGCAACCGAGCUACACACCCACCUGGACGAUCUCUCUAGUUCCUUGACGCAAAUGAUAGAGGCCGUAAAUGCCUUGUCAGACACUACGCCAGAUGGAAAACCAACGAAACAAGAGGGUGAAGAUCCCAUGACCCAAAUCGUGGAAAUCUUGAGUAGUCAUUUGGAAAGCCUUCAAUGGAUCGACGGCUCGGUACGGGAGCUGGAGACGAAAGUGGGCGAAGUUGAGCAAAGGAUCAAGGAUUCUGGAACGAAUUUAGCGACGGGGCUGGGUGGAGCUAAAUCACGGAGCUUCGGGUUGGCUCGCAGCGCGUACUGA
This is a messenger RNA of Gloeophyllum trabeum ATCC 11539, 1830 nucleotides long. RefSeq lists its product as uncharacterized. The transcript has 9 exons. Gene Ontology annotation, cellular component: nuclear pore central transport channel; nuclear pore. Gene Ontology annotation, biological process: protein import into nucleus; RNA export from nucleus. Lineage: Eukaryota; Fungi; Basidiomycota; Agaricomycetes; Gloeophyllales; Gloeophyllaceae. The record is from RefSeq and is a predicted model, not a curated record. Gene Ontology annotation, molecular function: structural constituent of nuclear pore; phospholipid binding. Bases 1 to 1830 code for a protein of 609 amino acids.